AGGACUGUGACGGGCGGUUGACUUGAGCUCAGGCGUUAAGGACCUGCCGGAUGGCUUCCAGCAAUUGGCGGGAGCCCAGACAGAUGCGUUCGCCAAAUCACUCACACGUACGCAACUGAGACAUCAUCGUCUCCAAGGAUAAACGUGGGAGGCAAAGAGACCUUCCGCUGCGUAAAGCGACUCGACCCGGAAACAAAAUCUUUUUAAAACACUAUUCAGGCUCUGGCGGGCGGGAGGAAUUGACGUGUCGGGAAGACCGGACGGCUUCGCAGGUUGCUAAGCAACGAGGCCGCGGAGCCCUUGCCAGCACGGGCCACCGGGCAGUACCUGAAAACCCAGCGACCACGCCGCGCCCUGCCGGGUCUCCCUUCCUUCGCAGGGCACCCCGACCCGGGCAGUGGCCACUGACCAAGUGAGGCGGUGCAGGGACGCCCCGUCUGAGGUGGCCCGAGGCUGCGCGUCUUCCCCACUCCGGAGGCAGGACAGAGAUUUCUUCUGCCAUCAGAUGUCUUUCUGCUUGACUGAAUUGCACCUGUGGUCUUUGAAGAAUACCUUACACGUUGGGGAUAGAGACAUCGGGAUCUACCAGUAUUAUGACAAGAAAGAUCCACCAGUGACGGAACGAAGUGACUUAGAAGAAAAGCAGAAGCUGGCACAGUCACGAGAUUAUCCAUGGAUACUCAAAAACAGACGCCCAGAAAAACUUCGAGACUCACUCAAGGAGUUGGAGGAGCUGAUGCAAAACAGUCAGUGUGUGCUGAGCAAAUGGAAGAACAAAUAUGUCUGUCAGCUCUUCUUUGGUUCAGGUGUGAUGGUGUCCCUAAGCCUUUCUGGACCACAGCUGGAGAAAGUUGUGAUUGACAGAAGCCUGGCGGGGAAGCUCAUCUCAGACACCAUCAGUGAUGCUCUUGUCACAGACAGCUUUAUCAUCUUAUCAUUUUUGGCACAAAACAAACUGUGUUUUAUUCAGUUUACCAAGAAGAUGGGUUCUCCUGAUUUAAACAAAAGACUGGAAAAACUCUCAGCCUUGGAUUAUAAGAUUUCCUAUUGUGAAAUACCUGGCCCAGUCAACAAGACAACAGAGCGUCAUCUAGCUAUCAAUAGUGUUCAGGAUACAGUUGUUUGCUGGUGGCCGCUAGUCAGUGAGGAUGCUUGGCCUUGGACUCCCAUUUCUUCUGAAAAAGACAGAGGCAAUCUGCUGCUCUUGGGUUAUACUCAAGGAAGACUGGAGGUUCUGAAUUCUGUCCGCACAGAAUGGGAUCCACUGGAUGUUCACUUUAGCACCAAACAGCCUCAUCAGGUGUUGACUGUGGAGCAUUCCAUCAACAUUGACAAAGAGCCCAUGGCUGAUAGCUGCAUUUAUGAAUGUGUUCGGAACAAAAUCCAGUGUGCAUCAGUCACCAGAAUACCACUAAGAUCAAAGGCCAUUAGUUGCUGCAGGAAUGUUACUGAAGACAAACUAAUUCUGGGCUGUGAAGAUUCUUCAGUAAUUCUUUAUGAAACUCACCGUGGAGUGACUCUCUUAGCCCAGGCUGGACUUCGGCCUUCAUUAAUAAGCUGUCACCCAAGUGAUGCCAUCCUGCUAGUUGGCAGUAACCAAGGGGAACUGCAAAUUUUUGAUAUGGCUUUGUCACCUAUUUACAUCCAGCUCUUGGCUGAAGAUCGCUCACCCAGGGAGAUUCUGCAGUUCAAUCAGUUCUUUGAUGUUUCCAGCAGUCUUGUUCAAAUGCAGUGGAUAGCUCCUCGGGUUGUUUCUCAGAAGCCUGAAAGUGAGGACAUCUAUGAUCUCCUCUUCCUCGGGUUUGACAGAGGACCUUUGGGUGUACUUUUGUUUAAACUUGGUAUCUUCACACGAGGCCAGCUGGGCCUGGUAGACCUUCUCUUCCAGUACAUUCACUGCAAUGAGAUCUCUGAGGCAAUAAGCAUCCUGAGCAGUAUGAACUGGGACACUCUGGGCCGCCAGUGCUUUAUCAGCAUGAGUGCCAUUGUAAACCAUCUUCUUAGACAAAAACUCACUCCAGAGAGAGAAGCACAGCUUGAGGCAAGCCUUGGAACCUUCUAUGCUCCAACAAGACCACUCCUGGAUACGACUGUUUUGGAAUAUAGAGACCCAAUCAGCAAAUACGCAAGAAGAUUCUUCCACCACUUGCUCAGGUACCAGAGAUUUGAAAAGGCAUUUCUGUUAGCUGUUGACAUUGGCGCUCGUGACCUGUUUAUGGACAUCCAUUACCUUGCACUAGAUAAGGGUGAAUUGGCACUAGCUGAAGUGGCAAGAAAACGAGCUAACGACAUUGAUGCAGAAUCAAUAACCUCUGAAGUUGGAGUCUGUGUCCAGGCUAAGCUGAAUUGCCUGCAAGAAUACCACUACUGGACCAACUCCUAAGAAUGCAUCUUUGAGAGCCUGGAGGUGACUCUAAGCAAUUUCUAUCCACCUAUGGAAAAGGAUCUAACCUAGAGUUGGAUAACCCAUGCCCCCUCAUCAAAGAUAUUUAAGCUUUACUGGGAUUCACAGGUUAUUUCAUCCUCCAUUUUUCUAACUUCAUUGCCCUGCUUAAUGAACCAUCUCAAAAAACUAAGGCUUUGCCUGAGUUCUGAUUCAUAAAUUCUCCGCAUAGUUUUAACUAACUGAGACAAUUAGGAGUAAACAACAAGCAGGCACCUAGACAUAGCUAUGCCUAACCUAAUCAACAACGUUUUAGAGAUAAGCCCUGAAAGAUAAGGCAGAUAGACCAGGAACUGGGGAACUCAUCUGCCAAUAAGCCUGUUUCUGUGUAUCAAAAAGAAAAGCUGAAAUAUAAGUCCUACACUGAAGGGUUACUAUGGCAAGGAAAUAAUAAUUUAUUGCAUUCAUUUGUAAACUAUAACUGCACAGUAAUUUUGACUUCCACACCUGCUUUUUUUCUUCACCACUGUAACUUCACAAACACACUCCAAUCAACUAGUUAGGAAGGACAUCAGAGUAAGAAACCUGAGAAGAUUUAGGAGAAACCUUCUGAUGUGCCAAGCAAUAGACAACAGUCAUCAAGAGAUACUAUCAAGAUUGAAGACACCAUUUUCCUCCAGGACACAUCCAUACUAUUCAUUUUAGCUAAAAUGUUCCUAUAGCCUUUCGGAAUCACAGUUGUACCAACUGCCUCACAUUCAGCUUAGAGUUGUUACAUGUUCAGUCAGAUUCAUCAACUCUUCGCCUGUUCCCCACAUUUCUCGUUACUUUCUCACCCCACGCUCCAAUCACAGAAGGUAUGCAAGAAGUAACAAACUCCCAACAACCUCAUGUCCAGCUUUGAAAUCUGCUAUAAGAGGAGCCAAUUUUCUAAAACCAGAAAGUGCUAAAACACAUGUAGAACUUUUAUUGGCUUAAACCCUGCAUCUACCACUCAAAUCUAUGCCUUUGAGUUACAACUAUGUACCAGAUUACCACACAAAAGAUAGAAUAUGGACAGGUAAUACAUAAAUAAACAGGAAAAAUUAUUAAGGAUGUCAUGUUUGGUGCAGCAGAGGGAGGGAAUUUGUCAGUAUAGCCGUAGCCAUAGGCUUUUUGUUGCUCUUACUUUGUACUAUACCUUAAUUUGCAUAAAAUAUGCAUUGAGCCACUGAAGAUAAAAUACAUAUCUAUUUAAGUCAUUCAUAUUAACAUUUUCUAGAUGUGUAAAAGUUACUAUAUAGAAAAUAUUGGAAACAAGACAGAACAAGUAAUUUUGUUAAAUUAUAAUUUUCAUCAUCAUAAUACAUUAUUUAUCAAUUGCAAAGAAAUUCUACUCUUCUAGAUGGAAUAGAAGUCUCUGCUUGGACACUCCAACUUUAAUCUGAGGUUGUCAAACACUGAUAUUAUUGCAUGGCCUUUUAAAAGCCUUUGGGUUAAAGAACGAUAAAAUGUGGUUUUAGUUAUUCGCAUGCCUGUGCAACAAAGCAUUUGGGAAGUGUGACUGACAGUCCAGGAGUAUGUAUAAGGGAAAACCUAUGCUUAUGUCUGCUUCAGUGACUUUAUUAGCCACACCUUCUAAAUUGUAAACUGUCAUUCAUGGUAGCAUAGUGAUGUUUUAAAUAAGUCAAGUUAUAAUACCCCUACUUCUUUUGUCUUAAUGCCUAAAGGUAGGUUCAAAAAGUGCUCUUAUGUUUUGGCUCAUAAAAACAUCCAUCUGGGAAAAAAGUAAAUAAUAAAUCCAAAUAACAAAGAGCAAUUCACAGAUUUAUGACACUAUUCAUAUAUAAAUUGUAUAUUUAAACAUCACAAUUAGCUAAUUCAGCUAUCAUUAUAGUUCAGCAACUAUUUCAUAUGAGGACGAAAAAGAAAAUAAUCUUAUUAACUGGUUACAAGUUUUGCAGUAUUUUAAAACAUACUACUUAGCAAUAUAUAAUGAAUUUAAAAUGCUAUUAAUGCUGAAGCUUCACUGGAAGUCUUUGCUAUCUUUGUAAAGAACUAUGGAAGAUCUGUGUUUUAAAGCAUGCUGUAUUUUAUGAGAAUUGCUUAAUUUUACAUUAAAAUAUUAAACAGAAACAUAUAUUCACAUAUUUUCUAACCACUGCACAACUUUCAACUGAAAUAAUGGAUGAAAACAAAUAUUAGAGUUUACUGACUUCACACUAAUAAUACUCUAAAUAUCCUUUCCUGAAUAUUAGAUAAUUUUAAUCUCAACUAGUCUUAAUAAUAAUAGCAAUAUGAAUUCAUUGAAAAAAUUCAAAUUGUAUAGAAAAGUACAAUAUGCUCAAUGAAUCCCUCAGAAUCCCUUCUUUCCCUGACCAAAAACCUUACUUGCAACAAAAUGGCUUUUGUAAUCUAAAUUUCAAUAAGGUAGUAAUUCAAAUAAAAGCACUUUUAUUAUUUUUACUAUGAAUUACCAAAUUUUAUUCUGGGCAGUGUUCAGACUUUGAAGUAAAGACCUUUCUGUAUAAUUGCUCAGUAACUUAGUCUUCAAUAGUGACAUUUCUAAUUUCUCCUACCUGAACAGAUAUGAAGGAUAUGUCAGUGGUUGGAGGCAAUCUUAAGGGACAUUGUUAGUCUUUAUCUGUAGAUUCAACUGCAGGAUUCUUGGGUUAUUUUUGAGGGGGACCAAACCACAAAACUAUGUCUUAGGAAGCCUACUUAUCUGACAAGUAAGAAAAGAUAAACACCUGUAAGUGGAUGCUUAAAGCCCAAACUAGUUUUGAAGUAACAAGAAAGGGAAAGCUAGCAGUUCAAAUUUCAGUCACUUUUCAUCUAAAUCCAUCAAUGUGUGCACUGGUCCAUUAAUUAUGUGGCCUAGCACAAAAUGAUAUGUUAGUCUUCCCUUUUACUCUAGGAUGACAGCUGCGAGGUAAGAUUUUAGUUCAGGAGAAAGAAAGCUAUUUCAAAUACUUUGUUAGUCUCAAGAAUUUGCCUGAGUCAUUAAUGAACAUGAAAAACUACUAAUGAGAAGAAUCAAACCAAUUUGUUUUGUUGAUCACUCUGUUAGAACCAAAACAAAAUGGGGUGAGAUGAAUUAUUCUUCUUUUGACUCCCCCCACCAACCAUUAAAAAUGUAAAAGUCAUUCUUAGCUUAUAAAUUACAAAAAAACAGGCAGCAGGCUGGAUUUGGCCUACCCAUAGUUUGGUGACUCUUGUACUAAUAGAUUAUUUUGAUUCUUGUUUUUUAAACUAAUUUCUAUGCUUCCAAGGAAAACCAUGUCACUGAGAUUUUUGUUUUAAAUCAUGUUAAAGUAUUUAGUAGCUUUUUAAAAGCCUAUCUAUGAGUUACCAGAAUAAGUGAAAAUAAUGCCAUUUAAAACAUUUCACCGAGAUGAAAACAAUUCAUUGUCUUGAGACCAUAUUGUUGUAAUAGUUCUUAACAGAGAACAUCAGUUUUCAGUAUAAAAUCUUUGGUUCCAUUUAUUAUGUUUGAAAUUUUCCUAUGCUAAUAAAUUUUUAGAAAAAUAGCAAUUAAGUUUGGUCAUUUCCUCAAUUACCUAUUUUAGAUGAGUUUUGAGUGUGUGUGUAUGUGUAUUUUUUUAACUUAAAUUACAUUUGUUUUUUUGAAUAAUGAAUACAUGCAUAAAGUUCAAAAUUCGAAGGUAUAGUUUCUAAUGUAAAGUUCUAAUCUCAAACCUGAUCUGUAGCAUACCCA
Messenger RNA from Manis pentadactyla (Chinese pangolin), 6080 nucleotides. It is a transcript of the gene WDPCP, whose product is annotated as WD repeat containing planar cell polarity effector. The coding region runs from base 506 to 2383 and encodes 625 amino acids. Gene Ontology annotation, cellular component: axonemal basal plate. The record is from RefSeq and is a predicted model, not a curated record. The transcript is spliced from 15 exons. NCBI's taxonomy places the organism in Eukaryota, Metazoa, Chordata, Mammalia, Pholidota, Manidae. Gene Ontology annotation, biological process: nervous system development; cilium organization; establishment of protein localization. Gene Ontology annotation, molecular function: protein binding.